AUGAAUUGGUUUAAACAGACACUCGCAAAUGUCGUGGGAACCGAGGAGCCCGAGUAUGGUUCGGCAGGCAUUCGAACGGUGACAGCUCAAGCCGAGAAGACUCCCUACACCGAAUUAACCAAGAAGGAUUUAAAAUGGAAGGCUCAAGAGAGCACAAAUGUUGAGACUCAGACCUUCUAUAUGAUCUCUGAUGAGGGUAAAAUUGCAUCUGUUCAGAUGAUUUACAAUAAUGUGGCCGGACUUCGAACAACUUGUCAACUCAAUGUUAAGGUAUUCAACCACAAAGGUCCCAAACAAUCUGACCAUCUUUGGCUUUCUGAUUCACUCGAAAACUAUGGAUUUGAUGAGGAGAUGGUUUCGUUCUACGCAGAUGGCCUUUCAAUCGCCUUGAAUGAAGCUGGCGACGAAUAUACCAUUAAAGCCGCUCGUAAUGAGUCUGGACUUGUCAAUCUUGUAUUCAAACGCGCAUCCCCUGGCUUCCAGGUGGGUGAGAAUGGAACCACCUAUUACGGUACCGACCCUGCCGCACCAUGGGGUGAAAUGAGACAUCGUUUCUGGCCUCGAUGCACCGUCACUGGUACAAUUACCACACCCGAGAACAAUUAUGACUUCAAAGGGCGCGGUCUUUUCAUUCACGCCAUCCAAGGCAUGAAACCUCACCACGCUGCAGCAAAAUGGAAGUUUGUGACUUUCCAAACACCUACCUACUCCGCCAUCAUGAUGGAAUUCACAACCCCUGCCUCUUAUGGUCACACCUCUGUGAAUGUUGGAGGUGUUGUUAAAGACGGCGAAAUUGUAUAUGCCGGUGCUACCAAUACCGUCAAGUAUACUGAAUCGAAGGAUGAUCCAGAUACUCUUUGGCCAGAACCCCUCUCAGCGGAGUACAAAUGGGAAGGCAAGAGCAAAUCUGGUGCAUUUUCUGCAGUUCUGAGUGGACCUCUCGGGGAAAGAACAGACAGAGUUGAUAUUCUAUCCCAUAUCCCCAGUUUUAUCAAAUCGGUCGUUGGAGGAGUUGUAGGAACUAGACCCUUUUGCUACCAGUGGGCUAUCCCCCCAAGAGACUCCUUUGUUCUUAAGAUCAAGGAUGGCGAGACAGUUGUAGAGGAGCAAGGAACACUCUUCGGCGAAGCAACCUUCAUUUUGUAG
This is a messenger RNA of Sclerotinia borealis F-4128, 1146 nucleotides long. Lineage: Eukaryota; Fungi; Ascomycota; Leotiomycetes; Helotiales; Sclerotiniaceae. The record is from the annotation of a GenBank genome assembly.